GCGCACCCUCGCCUGCCUCCUUUUUUUUUUGCAGCUGCAGCAAAGAGGCCAGGAAAAGGAAAAAAAGCUUUUAUUUCUGCACCGGUUUGUCGAUUUCCUUCGGGUUUUUUUUGCCCUCGGAUUCGAAAAGGAAGGCCUUGGAGAAGCUUUGAAGCCUUCCAUCGUUUUGGAAGGACUAUUUUUCCCUAUUGCAAUUUAUUUAUACAUUAUUUUGCAAGACAAGACGGAGCGAAACGGGCCCAUCCAUCCCUCUUUUCCUGAUUGAUUUUAUUUGGAAUUGAUGAUGCAAAUCAUCCCAUCUUGAGCCUAUUUUUGUUUUUUUUUUUUGGAAAUAUUUGUUUGAAUUUAUUACAAUUUGGAUUUUAAUUUAUUAUUAUUAUUAUUUGCAUUUUUAUUUAUUUUAAUUAUUUUUGUUAUGAUUUGGAUUUUAUUAUAAUUAGAUUAAAUUAUUGUUAUUUGCAACUUAUUUUGGAUUUUAAUUAUAUUAUUUUUUUGCAAUAUUUAUUUAUUUUAAUUAUUUUUGCAAUUUAUUAUUUAUUUUCCUUAUUAGUUGGAUUUUAUUGGACUUAUUUCAUUUCUUGCAAUUUAUGUAAUGAUUAUUGUCCGGAUUUUAUUAUAAUUUGCAAGGGUUUUUUUUAAAUUGCCUUUGCAAUUAUUUUUAUUUUAUUUGCAAUUAUUUUAUUUUGCAAACCCUGAGCUUGGAAUAUUUUGGAUUUUAUUAUUUGCAAGAAUUUUUUAUUUUUAAUUUGUAAAAAAACCCCAAAACUCUGAAUUUGGAAUAUUUUGGAUUUUACUUUUUGCAACUGACUUUUGGAUCAUGCAAAUUUGGAUUUAUUCUAAUUUGAACUUACUUUUGGAUUCUUUGAAGAAGCAAAUCUGAGCCUGGAAAUACUUUAUUUUAUAUAAUUUAUUAUUAUUUUGAUAUUAUUAUUUGAACCCUUGAAAACCAUAUUUAACUAUUUUAUUGUAUUGCAUUUUACUUGGGGCCUUUGGAUCUUUGGAAAUUUUUAUUUUAAACUUUAAUCUUAAUAGUUCAGGGUAUUAUUAUUAUUUGCAAAGGUUGCAAAAUACCUAAAAAUAUAUUUAAAAUGUGUAUUAUACUUUGUUUUGCAAAGGUAGCAAAAUACCCCUAAAAGUAUUUUUAAUUUUUAUUAUUAUUAUUAUUAUUAUUAUUAUUAUUAUUAUUAUUAUUAUUAUGCAGUUUUAAAUUUUUUAAUUAUUAUUGUUCUUUUGCAAAGGAAGCAGAUUGCAAAAUAAUAAUAUUUAAUUAUAAUAGUAUUUUUUGCAGAAGUUGCAAAAUUCCCCUUAAGAUACUGGUUUUAAUUAAUUGUUAUUAUUAUUUUUUCAGCAUUUUAAAUUUUUAUUCUUAUUCUUUUGCAAAGGAAGAGAAGCUUGCAAAAUUAUUAUUGUUAUAAUUACUUUGCAUUUUAAUUAAUUAUUUGUUUUGUUUUAAUCUUAUUAUUUUGCAAUUAUUGUUAUUGUUAUUAUUUCUUAUUGUGUUGCAAAGCUUGCAAAACACCCUUAACAACAAUAUUUAAUACUUAUUAUUUUGCAAAAUAUUUUUAAUUUUUAAGUUAUUAUUUUUUUUGUAAAUUUUGCAGUUAUUGUUUAUUGCAAAGCUUGCAAAAAGCCCCUAACAAAAAUUAUUUUAAUCUUUUAAAUUGUUAUUUUGCAUUUAUUGCAUUCUAACAAUAUUUAUUAUUUUGCUAUUUUUUGUAUACUAACAAUAAUUAUUAUUUUGCAAUUUUUGCAUCCUAACCAUAUUUAUAUUUUGCAGUCUUUGCGUUCUAAUAGAGUUUAUUAUUUUGCAAUUUUUGCCUUGUUAUUAAUGUGUUGCAAAACACUAACAACAUUUAUUUAAUUUUUAAAAUAAUUCUUAUUUAGGAAAAUAUUUUUAAUUUUUAAAUUAUUUUUUGCAAUUUUUGUAUUGUUAUAAUUAUUUUGCAAAAAGGUUCCAAAAUAUCUACGUAUGAUUUAAUUAUUUUUAAUUAUUAAUAUUUUCCCAGUUUUUGCAUUAUUAUUUAUCGUUGUUUUGCAAAGACAAAGCGAAGGUUGCAAAAAAAAAUUCCCCUGAAAUAUUUAUUAAUUAUUAUUUUAAUUAUUUUUGCAAUUUUUGCAUUAUUAUUUAUUUAUUGUUUUGCAAAGAAAAAGCAAUGGUUGCAAAAAAUAUCCCUUGAAGUAUUUAUUAUUUUUAUUAUUUUACUUAUAAUUGCAAAGGAAGCCGAGGUUGCAAAAAUACAAUAAAAUAGAAUUAAAUGGACACAAAGGGCUCUACUUCCGGGUUGUCUCUAUGUCUCCUUCCGGGAGGAAGAGGAAGUCGGCCGGCCUUUUAGACCCGACUUCCUCCCAUUGACCUUUUUGCAAGAAACACAUUUAUUUUCAUUAUUUAUUUUAUUAUUUUUUGCAAUUUAUUUUAAUUAUUAUUUUUUUGCAAUUUAUUUUAAUUAUUAUUUUUUUGCAUUUUGCAAUUUUAAUUUAUUUUUUUAUUUUUUCCCCUUUUUGCAUUGAUGGAUUGACCUUUGCCUUGGGAAAUAAUAAUUUUUCUGGAAUUUUUUUUAUUUUUUUUUUUUGUGUGUGCAAAAUAAUAUAUUUUGCAAAUGACUCCAAGGAGAAAAAGGAUUUAAAGGGAAAGUAAAGGAAGAAAAGAAGAAGAGGAUACAUUGGAUUGCAUGAAUAUUCCGCCAUGUUGGCCUGCCUUCAAAGGACGCAGAAUCCUACCCGGCAACACAUGGUUUGCACCAAUAAGGAGCCUCGGAAGUGCGACGCGAUGCCCGUGGUGUCGGCCCCCCCCUCGGCGUGUUACCCGAGUCCGGCCGAGCUGGACGCCUAUGCCCGGAAGGUGGCCAACCAGCCCUUGACCAUCAAGAUCUUCCCGGCCAACGUCCGAGUCCCGCAGCACAAGCACCUCAACCGGACGGUCAACGGCUACGACACUGCGGCGGUAGCCCCGCCCCCCCAUUACAGCCCCUAUCCCGUCGUCGUCAAUAACAACAACAACAACAGCGGCAACAACAACACCUACCAGGGCUUGUUGGCCAUGGUCCGGGCCGGGUCCUCGUCCUCGUCGUUGUCCGGGGUGGUCAAAAACGUGGAGGGCAAGCGGACGAAGCCCGCCCGUCACGUCGUGGCCGGGGGUCCGUACCCCCACAACGCCGCCCCGCCCCCGUCCAUCCAGAACAUCAUCUUCCAGAUCAACCGGCAGUGCGGACAACCGGGGGGGCCGGCCAAGCACGGGUACGCCGAGAUUGUGUACCCCGAGAGGGUGGAUUACGUCCACUCUCUCCGCAAAUCGCCGGACAAAGUGGGGUCGUCGCCGUUGAACUGCACGGCGGUGGGCACGAACUUCGUGACGGGCCCGCCGUGCUUCGCGACCGCGCCGUGGAACAGUGUCCUGGCCACGCCGGACAGCGACUGCUGCCACCACGGGGGGGCCCGAGAGCCCUGGCCGGCCGGAGGGGGGCUCCCCAGUCUGCCCAGUCUGCCCAGCAAGACGCUCUGCAACGCCUCCGUCCUCAGCAGCAGCCUCCAGUCGUUGGAGUUCCUCAUCAACGACCUGCGCCCCCCCUGCAUCAAGGAGCAGAUGCUCGGAAAGGGGUACGAGACCGUGGCCGUGCCCCGACUCCUCGACCACCAGCACGCCCACAUACGGCUGCCCGUGUACAGAUAGGCCGGGGGCACGUGGGGGGAACGGACGGACGGACGGACUCCGGGGUCCCACAACACGAGGUCCGAGGGGGUCGGUCUGAACCGUCUUUGCGGCGGUGGUUGAGUCGUCUUCACUGUGGCCGUUGAUUCGUCUUCACGAUGCUCGACUCGUUGACCCGUCUAGGCCGUUUGACCGUUGACCCUUGAUUCGUCGUUAAGGAGAUCGAUGACCCGUUUUGACAGCGCUUGACUCGUCUUUAAGGUGGUUGUUGACUCGUCCACGAUUUUGUUGACACGUUAUUGACUCAGCCGUUGACCCAACCUGUACAACACUCGAUUCACCGUUAAGGAGAUUGACGACCCCUCUUGACGGCGUCCGACUCGUCUUUCUGGCGGGUGAUGACUCGUUUUUCCGGCAGGACCUCGGAAAGGCCUAGAGUGGCAUUACAAGACCUAUCUCUAUAACAUAGAGGUGUACUGGAGGACCUAGGGAAGGCCUAGAGUAGCAUUGCUAGACCUCUCUAUACCAUAGUCAUGCUGCAGGAUCUAGGAAAGGCCUAGAGUGGCAUUACGAGACCCGUCUUGAUACCAUAGAGUCAUGCUGGAGGAGGCUGAGAGUGAUGUUAUGAGACCUGACCAUACAAUAAAGCUGUACUGGAGGACUUAGGAAAGGCCUAGAGCAUCAUUGCUAAAUCUCUAUACCAUAGUCAUGCAGGAGGACCUAGAAAAGGCCUAGAGUAGUAUUACUAGACCUCUCUAUACCAUAGAGUCAUGCAGGAGGACCUAGGAAAGGCCUGGAGUGGCAUUGCUAGACCUCUCUAUACCAUAGAGUCAUGCAGGAGGACCUAGGAAAGGCCUGGAGUGGUAUUACUAGACUUUUCUAUACCAUAGUCAUGCUGGAGGACCUAGGAAAGGCAUAGAGCGGCAUUGCAACACCUGGAGGGCUUAGGAAAGGCCUAGAGUGGCAUUGCUAGACCUCCCUAUACCAGAGUCAUGCUGGAGGACCAAGGAAAGUCAUAGAGUAGCAUUGCUAGACCUCUAUGCCAUAGAGUUAUGCUGGUGGAGGCCUAGAGUGGCAUUUCGAGACCUGUCUCUAUACCAUAGGGCUGGACUGGAGGACCUAGGGGAGGCCUAGAGUGGCAUUACGAGACCUGUCUCUUUCCAGGGAUCGAUGAAUCGUUUUUAUGGAGCUCGUCUCGUCUUUCCAGUGGUUAUUGACUCGUCUUCACGUUGGUUAUUGACUUGCCUUUAUGACUGUUGACCCAUUUUUGGUGGUUGUCGACUCGUUUCAAGGGCAGCCAAUCCCCCGUCUUUAUGGCACUCAACAACUUGACUCGUCUUUAAGGUGGUCAAUUAUGGCAGUCGGCUCGUUGUUAUGGCAGUCAAGAGCUCACCCAUCACCACGGGCUCCUACCCGGCGAGCAUCACGUCAACCCCGAACGUCACGAACGACCCGUAUUUAUGGCGGUUGUUGUCGUUAUAGUGGUUGACAACUCAAUCCAUUUUUGAGGAGGUCAGUGAUCUGUAUUUAAGUUAGUUAUCGACUUGUCUUCAAGGCUGCCGAUGACCUGUUUUUGCGGCAGUCGACUCGUCUUCAUGGUCGCCGAUGAUUUUAGAGGCCGUCGACUCGUCUUUGAAGCCACCGAUGACCCGUUUUUAGAAGUCGUAGGCCCGUCUUUACGACGGUCGACGAUUCUCGGUCCAUAACCCGUUUUAACGACGUCAACAACCUAUAUUUACAGUGGUCAACAACUCAACUCAUUAUGGCCGUCAAUGACUCAUAUUUACGGCGGUCAAUAACUUGACUUUGCGGCGAUCGUUCAAGGAAGGACUCCCCGUUCGAAUCGGGAACAAGAAGGAUCGGAAAGACUCGUUCCCGGCGUAUCCCUAACGAUAACGACAGUAGUAAUCGCUCGUCUACUAUUUUAGGAGGAAUUAUAAUGUUUUUUGUUUUGUUUUCUUACGAAUGUGAACAGGGAGAAGUCCGGUUUAUUUUGCUGCUAAGGACGGACGGACUUUUUUUUCGGGAGGGAGGGGAUCUGACCUAUAUAGAGGGAUGUAUAUGUACGAGAGUGAGAGAGAUGGUGUGGAAUUGUAUUAGGUAUUCCAUAGAGUCACGCUGGAGGACCUAGGAAAGGCCUAGAGUGGCAUUGUGAGAGCUCCAUACCAUGAAGUUGUACUGAAGGACCGAGGAAAGGCCUAGAGUGGCAUUAUGAGACCUGACUCUAUACCAUAGAGUUGUACUGGGAGACCUAGGAAAGGCCUAGAGCGGCAAAAUGAGACCUCGCUAUACCAUAGAGUCAUACUGGAGGACGUAGGAAAGGCCUAGGGCAACAUAGACCAGUCUAUACCAUAGAGUUAUGCUGGAGGACGUAGGAAAGGCCUAGGGCAACAUAGACCAGUCUAUACCAUAGAGUCAUGCUGGAGGACGUAGGAAAGGCCUAGGGCAACAUAGACCAGUCUAUACCAUAGAGUUAUGCUGGAGGACCUAGGAAAGGCCUAGAACCGCACUGCGAGAUCUGUCUCUGCCAUAGAGUUGUGCUGGUGGACCCAGGAAAGGGCUAGAGUGACAUGAGACCUCUAUACCAUGGAGUUGUACUGGAAGAUCUAGGAAAGGCCUAAGGCGGCAUUGUGAGACCUGUCUAUACCAUAGAGACAUACUGGAGAACCUAGUAAAGGCCUAGAGCAGCAUUGUGAGACCUGUCUCUAUACCAUAGAGUUGUACUGGCGUCUCUAUGAAAGGCCUAGAGCAGCAUUGCGAGACCUGUCUCUAUACCAUAGAGUUGUACUGGAGAGACUCUAUGAAAAGCCUAGAGCAGCAUUGUGAGACUUGUACAGUACUAUGGAGCUGUACUGAAGGACCGAGGAGAGGCCUAGAGUGGCAUUAAGAGACCUGUCUCUAUACCAUAGAGUUGUACUGGAGGACCUAGGAAAGGCCUAGAUCAGCCACAUUCAGGUUCUAACAUAUAGAGGGGUGUAUAUGUACAAGGAUAAGAGAGAUUGGAUGGAACUGUAUUAAGUAUUCCAUAGAGUCACACUGGAGGACCUAGGAAGGGCCUAGAGCGGCAUUGCGAGACCUGUCUCCAUACCAUAGAUUUGUACAGGAGUACAUAAGAAAGGCCUAGAGCGGCCACAUUCAGGCAUUACUGGAUCCUCCAGUGCAACUGUAUGGUCAUAGUGUUGCUGGAGGAUCAACAAAAUGCCUAGAGAGGACACCCGGACGGGGAAAAUAAACACUUGAAAACUUGAAUUAACUUUUAUUUUUAUUUUUUUCUGUUACUGUUAUUAUUUGACUGCUGCUAAAUGACAAAAGGUCUAGCUCUAGUUCGUUAAUUGUUAAUUACUAUUAUUUAAUUAAUAUUAUAAUUAUUAUUGGAACGAGUGUGUCAUCCAUGUGAAGAUUCCUAGAGGGGAAAUCCUUUCUAGGGAAUUACUCUUAUGCCCACGAACGUACAGGUGACCUAGAUACCUAGACGGGCGCCUUCUCAAAAUACUCUGAGGCAAUUCAUGCCAUAGAGUUGCCCUGGAGGACCUAGAGAAUUCCUAGAUAGAGGCAUCUUUUCAAGGAAUGUAUAGUGAGUCUAUGGUCAUUUUGGCAUGAGUGUGCCAUAGAGGAACCCUAGAAAACUCCUAGAAGGGUAUCCUCUAUAAAGGUCCUCCAAUGUAAUUCAUACCAUAGAGGAUAGAAAACCAUCCUUUCUAGGAAUGUACACUAUAGUGACUAUGGUCAGAUUUGACCCAACACAAAAUCCUUGGAAAUUCCUAGAUAGGCACUGUCUCAAGAUCCUCCAAUAGAAUACAUACCAUAGAGCGUCCUUGGAGGGCUUAGAAAAUUCCUAGAGGGGCUUCCUUUCUAGAAUUUUAUUCUGUGGUCACAUUCAGUCCAACAGGUACCCUAGAGAGGUCCUUGAAAAGUCCUAGAAGGGUUGCCCUCUUAAGUUCCUCCAAUAUAAUACCAUAGAGUGUCCCUAAAGGGUAAUACCUUUCUAGGAAUUUAUAGUGACUCUAUCAUCACAUUUUGGUACGAGUGUACCAUAGACAAACACUGGAAAACUCCUAGAAGGGCACCCUCUAUGGCUCCUCCAAUAUAAUUUUUACCAUAGAGUUGCUCUGGAGAUUCCAAAGUGGAGGCCUCCUUUCUAGGAAUUACAUUUGGCCCGGGCGUACCAUAGAGAAACACUAGGAAAGUCCUAGAAGAGGUGCCCUCAAGAUCCUCCAAUAUAAUACAUACCAUAGAGUUUCACUGGAGGACCUAGGAAAUUCCUAGAUAGGUGCAUCCUUUCUAGGAAUUACAUUUGGCCUGGGCGUACCAUAGAGAAACACUAGGAAAGUCCUAGAAGAGGUGCCCUCAGGAUCCUCCAAUAUAAUACAUACCAUAGAGUUUAACUGGAGGACCUAGGAAAUUCCUAGAUAGGUGCAUCCUUUCUAGGAAAUACAUUUCUCCCGUCCGUCCUAGAAGAUCCUCCAAUAUACCAUAGAGUAUCCCUGGAGGAUUUAGAAAAUUCCUAGUUGGGGGCUGCCUUCUAGGAAUGUAUAGCAACUCUAUGGUCAUGUUCGGCCCAACACGUACCACAGUGAAACCCUUGGAAACUCCUAGAAGAGGUGCCCUCAAAUGUCUUUUGAUAUAAUGCAUACCAUAGAGUAUCCCUGGAGGAUUUAGAAAAUUCCUAGAGGGGGCAUCCGUUCUAGAAUAUUACUCUAUGGUCACAUUCUUCCCAACACAUACCAUAGAGAAACCCUUAGAAACUCCUAGAAGGGCUCCCUCUCAAGGUCCUCCAAUGCAAAUCUGACCAUAGUGUUGUCCUGGAGGACUACAAACACUCCCAGGGUAAAAGGUGCCCCUCUAGGCAUUUUCUUAAGUCCUCCAAGGCAACUCUAUGGUAAAAUUUUGAAAUUUUUUUUAUUUUUGUAUUAUUUUUUUCCUAAUUUGUUUGGAUUUCUUUAAUAAUGCUACUGCUACUACUAAUAAUAACGGUACUGUUCCAGCACUAAGUGCAUUUAAACGAAAUCUCUUGAGAAUGUCUUUUUCUAAUAUAUAUAUAUGGAGAAGAGAGAAGAAAGUGACCAUUAUAUUAUACUGUGAGGAAAAAAAUAAAUUUAAAAAAGUGUUUUAAAAACAAGAGAGAAAACAA
This is a messenger RNA of Anolis carolinensis (green anole), 8777 nucleotides long. It is a transcript of the gene fam222a, whose product is annotated as family with sequence similarity 222 member A. NCBI's taxonomy places the organism in Eukaryota, Metazoa, Chordata, Lepidosauria, Squamata, Anolidae. The coding region runs from base 2684 to 3667 and encodes 327 amino acids. The transcript is spliced from 3 exons. The record is from RefSeq and is a predicted model, not a curated record.